ACAUUUGGCGCAGUUUGGCUGGGUUUGGCGGGUACUCGAGGUCCCAGUGCUACUGUGACCAUGACCGACUCAAGAGGAAUCAUGGCUAAACUGAGAAGCCAUUUAGCUUGUCUCGUCGACCCAGCAACAUCUGAUGAUACUAAGCUCAAGGGUGCUCAAGACGUCAGUGAAAAUCUAGAGAAUUUUGUAAAUUCACCACAUUACAGCAGUUUCCUUGAGACUGCCAUACCGAUAUUCCUCCAAUUACUCAAAGAUGGCGAGCCACAGUUCUUGACUGAUAGUUCAGCACAGCAAUUAAGGAAGUUGGUUUUGGAGCUGAUACACAGACUACCAGCCAACGACAAUUUAAAAGGACACGUCAAGGCUUUGCUUUCUACAAUGUUUUCACUGCUAGAGGUAGAGAAUGAAGAGAACGUCCUCAUUUGUCUUAAAGUUAUAAUAGAAUUACAUAAACAAUUCCGUCCGUCAUACUCACCAGAAAUCACUAAAUUCUUACAAUUUGUAAAACUUAUUUAUACAGACCUUCCUAAAACAAUGAGUUCAGCAUUAGAGACACAGGAGCCAGAGGGUAUGGAGGUCUCCAGUACUAGUAGUACUGUCACUCCAGCAGCUGCAGCUCCUGGAGGAGGAGCAAGUGAAGCUAGUAAGAAUCCCUCCGUGUUGCCUAAAGCGUCAUCUUCCUUGAAAGUCCUUGCUGAGUUACCAAUUAUUGUUGUACUUAUGUAUCAGUUAUACAAGCAGUCAGUCCAUCAGUGGGUUGCUGACCUAAUUCCACUCACUAUUAAAACAAUUACGCUACAGCCUUCUGAUAAAGCCAGGUUGUCAGCUGGUUUUAAUAAGGAGGUUUAUGUCGAUUUUGUAGCCGUUCAAAUUAAAUUUUUAUCCUUUCUUGCGUACAUAAUCAGAAUUUACCAGGAUGUUGUGAAUCAGUUUGCUCCCAAUAUGGUACAGGGGAUGUUAGCUCUCUUGAAAAAUUGUCCUCAAGAAGUUGCUCAUUUGCGUAGAGAACUACUCAUAGCAGCUCGUCACGUCUUGGCAACUGACUUACGAACUAAGUUUGUUCCUUGCAUUGAUCAGUUAUUUGAUGAGAGUCUUCUUGUUGGUACUGGUUGGACUACAAGAGAUACUGUCAGGUCCCUGGCCUAUAGUAUACUGGCUGAUUUGGUUCAUCACAUUCGGUCCAAUUUGUCUCUACCUCAGCUUUCCUCUGCCGUUCACUUGUUCUCUAAAAAUGUUCAUGAUGACACUUUUCCUGUUAGCAUUCAGACCAUGUCUUGCAAGUUGUUGUUGAAUCUUGUCGAGUGUAUACGUCAGAUCAGUGAUCAGGACUUGAGUGGGCGUGACGUCCUUAUGAGAAUGAUGGAAGUGUUUGUACUAAAGUUUCAAUCAAUAGCUCAGUAUCAGAUCCCUGAUGUACUGGAGAAAUGUCAUCCACAGAGCGAAAUGGCUGCUCUAGCUCAAGAAAUGGCUACCAACGGAUCCCAUUUGAAUGGACCUGAACAAGCAAGACGAUCCUCUAACACACUCUCAGUUGGAUCUUCCCUACCAUUUGCAACCCCAUCCAAUGGCAGUUCUCAUUUGAUGGGAUUCUCCCUACCCGACUGCAGGGCUAUUGUAAAGACCUUGGUCUGUGGUAUGAAGACCAUCACUUGGGGAGCAGGCUCGUGUAGACUCCCUGGAUCUGCUGUUGAUUACGCUUCUCAGCCACAGAAGACGUUCCAGUCACACGAGACUGAGGUAUUCCUUAGGUUGCUCAAGUACGGAUUGAUGGCCUUGGAUAUCUAUCGUGUGACAAUGCUACCCAACGGAGUGUUGGUCCUUAGGAACUCAAAUUGUCAAACUGUAAAGACGAAAGAGGAGAAAGAAGUCUUGGAACAUUUCGCUGGAAUCUACACCAUGCUUGCCACUCCUAUAUUUAAAGAAAUAUUCAGUGAGGUGAUAGAGUAUUUGGUUGAGAGAGUACAAAACAAUUACGCACUCCAGAUUAUUCCUAAUUCCUUCCUUGCUAAUGCAACCACAUCAGCUACGUUUGCUGGCAUAUUAUUAGAUUUCUUAUUAAAAAGGAUGGAAGACCUUGGAGCUAAUAAUGACAAAUCAAAUUUGUAUCUGAAGAUGUUUAAGCUUGUAUUUGGUUCUGUUACUCUCUUUGCCCAAGAGAAUGAACUGAUGCUAAAACCUCAUCUUCAUGAAAUAGUCAAUCGGUCGAUGAGUUUGGCCAAUACUUGCAAGGAACCUUGUAACUAUUUCCUUCUCCUCAGAGCUUUAUUCCGCUCUAUCGGAGGCGGCAGCCACGAACUCUUGUAUCAAGAAUUCCUACCUUUACUAUCAAAUCUAUUGCAAGGUCUCAAUCGAUUGCAGAGUGCUCAGCAUCGUCAGUAUAUGAAAGACUUGUUUGUUGAGCUGUGUUUGACAGUUCCAGUGAGGCUCAGUUCUCUCUUGCCUUACCUCCACCUGCUAAUGGAUCCGCUGGUAUCAGCACUCAAUGGAUCGCAGACCCUCAUCAGUCAAGGACUCCGUACACUUGAGCUCUGCGUUGAUAACCUCCAACCUGAUUUCUUAUACGAGCACAUACAACCUGUUAGGGCACAACUAAUGCAAGCUUUGUGGCAGACACUCCAUAAUCCUGACGAGAAUAUUGCUCAAGUUGCAUUCAGAGUUUUGGGAAAAUUUGGCGGCAGCAACAGGAAAAUGCUCACAUCACCACAACAGUUGGAGUAUAAUGAGAACCUUAUUGAUGGUCCGGCUAUAUUGAUAUCAUUCCCUGAUGCUGAGACUCCUGUUGAAAUACCUGUAGCUAAAGCAGUGGAAGUGGCAGUUAAACUAUUGAAGCCUCACAGCACUGACCCGUUCUAUAGACAGCAAGCAUGGAUCCUAUUACAAAGUUAUCUGAUCAGUGUUCUCAAUCUCUCUGAUGCUGACAAGGAUCUGUAUCAGUUAUUGAAUCAGGUCCAUUAUCAGCCGAUGGAGUUUAAUGCUAACAGACUCAAGCAUAUUUCUCUCCCUCAGUGUACCAACAAGAUAGCAAGGAAUGCUUUUGAGACGGCUCUUAAAGGAGUGUUCAUUGCGUCUUGUCUACGUGAUUUGAGGAACGAAGCUGUUGUCUUUCUUGCUGGUAUUGUUAGGCAGAUAAUAUCAGUAGCAGUCGUCCAGCAAUGCUCAUCAUCAAGUUUUCUCAAGUCCCUGACUCCAGAUACGAUGGAUGUGUAUGUUUUACUGGAAGCAAUUGCUAAAUGUGUUGCCAGUGAAGAGAAGGAGCUCUAUCGUAUAGCUGAGCUGGCACUCACCUUUGUUGUAGACACAGCUGCAACUAUUAUAGGCGAUAGAGAGAAGGCAACUGAGCUCCCUUUGUUUGAGGUGGCUGUGGAGAAGUUGUGUGGUUGCUGCUAUGAGAGAGCUUGGUAUGCGAAAAGCGGAGGCUGCUGGGCAAUUGGUUUCUUUUUGGAUAAGAUGCCACUGAAAUGGGUCAUCAACCAUCAGUUGACUUUCUUAAUGGCUUUACUCUUUGUACUUCAUGACCUUAGCAAUGAAGUUUCUUCUGGUACUGUUAUUCAAGCACAAGAGCUGAUUGAUAAGAUGUUAAAGCUCUGCAAUUCUACACUAUCAGAAGAGAACAAGGCAAACCUUGAGCCAGCUCAGUCAAAGUCAUUCUCAGCAGUGACCAGGCACAUUGUGAAAGAAAUAAUCACACCAAAUGAAGCUGUUAGGAAACAAGCUCAUUCCAGUUUACUGUUACUAAAGGAAGUGACUGGGAGGACAGUAGCAUCAAUCAUUGAACCUCAUAAAGAGCUACUCAUUGAUAUGAUACCGCCUAAGAAGCACCUACUGAAGCAUCAACCAAUCAAUACUCAGAUAGCACUAAUGGAUGGAUACACAUUUUGUUGCAACUUAAGUCCACGUUUAUUUUCAAUCAACUUAUCAGUUCCAGAGCACAAGGUUUUUUUUCAAGAAUUGAUUACAUUGUGUGGUGAAGGUGAUGAUGCAGCAUUAGCUAAGUCUCCUUGUUAUAAAGGAGUUCAGAGUCUAGUCCCUCUAAAGAUCAGUGGCCUGGCUGCUCUUGCUGCUUGUACUUAUCUUACCGAAAUGAGAGAGAGGAUCUUUGGUGCUCUCUAUAAAGCCAUCAAUUCUAAUUCUGUUGAGCUUCAGAAUGCCGGAAAGGAAGCAAUGAGAAAGUUUAUGUCAGACACAUCACAGAGUGAUAUAGAGCUGGUCCACAGUGCACUUAGGCCGUUGUUAAUGAUGCUAGGAGACUUUAGGAACCUUAACCCAACCUUGCUUCAGAGGUUGACUCAUAUGGUUGAACUGUUUCCUACGUCUUUCAAUGAGAAGAUGUGUGAAUCACUACUGGCUCAUCUCAAGAGAUGGGUUGAAGUAAUUGUUAAUAAUUCACAAUCCAAGCCAGUCAGAAGAGGAGAAGAGGUCCAAGUUUGUAUAUUGAUAUUGGAUAUGUUUCACAUGCUUCCUGCUUCAUCAUUCAAACUGUUUGAUCCACUCAUCAGCCUUUGCAUCAAAGCUGAGAAGGCACUAGGGACUGAGUUGAGUAGUCCGUUUCGUGAACCAUUGUUGAAGUUUACCUUACGAUUCACUUCUCUUUCGAUGGAAUUUUUUCUCAGUCAUUUGUCCGAUAUCACGAUCAGUAGGAUACUGCAGUAUUUUUUGAAGCAUAAAGAUGGGAAGCCACUGAAGGAACAUUUGUACUCUAAUCCACAGAAACUCAUAGAUGCCACUUUUAGACAACCGGCUGCUGGCACUGAUGAUGCAUCAAUUCAAAAGAAAGCAGAACUGCAGUAUCAAGGAAUUUCAUUAUUCCACUUCCUAUUGGAAGAGAGAGAAGAGUGGAUAAAAGAUAAAGGAGAGGUCAUAAAGCAUUUGAAGGCAAUAUGGUUAUCAGAUUCAUACCACUCAUUAAUCACCAAGGAUGCUGUUCCACUCAGUCAUUGGCAGGAGUGCUCAAUGCUUGUCAAUUGCUUACUUCUUUAUUGCAAGUAUCAUAAGGAUGACAUUGAAACUCUUUUCUAUCUGCUAAAGGUGUUCAUGUUUAGACAUGUUACCUCUUUCCCAUUCCUCAAGUCUUACCUUGAGAAUGAAGUGGCUAAGCAGUACACUAUUGAGCAAAAGAGAGCCGUCUUUUUCAAAUUUGUCGAAAUAUUCUCUUUGUCUGAUUAUUUGCAAGAAUUAAAGGCAAAGAUAUUGCAGUAUAUACUCAUUCCAGUUUUCACUUUUUCAUUUGAAGAAGGAGAGAGAGAUGAAUUGUUAGGUGGUCCACCUGAUCCAGAGAGGGACAGUGACACUAACAUUAUCAGUGUGUUCAUCAGUAAAGUCAUCAAUCCUGACAAACCCUUUGGAAGCUCUGACUCUGUGUGUAUUUUACUGCUCCAGUUCUCAUCAUUGCUGGUAGAACAUGCUGCCCCUCAUAUACACGACUCUAAUAACAAGAAGCAAGGUGCUAAGCUAAGGAGAUUGAUGACAUUUGCUUGGCCUUGCCUUCUACCCAAGCAAUGUGUGGAUCCUGCUACCAAGUAUCAUGGUCAUCUUUUACUGGCUCAUAUCAUUUCAAAGUUUGCCAUUCACAAGAGGAUUGUAUUACAAGUGUUUCAUAGUUUAUUGAAAGCACAUGCAAUUGAGGCGAGAGCUAUAGUUAGGCAAGCACUGGACAUACUGACCCCUGUAGUCCCAGUUAGGAUGGAAGAUGCCAAUGCAACUCUUGUUCACUGGACAAAGAAGAUCAUUGUUGAAGAAGGACAGACAAUGGCACAACUAAUACACAUACUUCAGUUGUUAUGUAGACAUUAUAAAGUAUAUUAUCCAGUGAGACAGCAUCUAGUGCAGCACAUGGUCUCUUCAAUGCAAAGGCUUGGUCUGACCAGCAAUGCUACACUAGAGCAGAGGAGACUGGCUGUGGAUUUGACUGAAGUUAUCAUAAAGUGGGAAUUCCAGAGAGCCAAAGAAGCACAGGAAAUGGACGGUGAACCAAUGGAAAUUAUGAAAGAUACAGCUUCUACUGCUGUAACAAGUGGUUUGGGAUUAAAGAGGUCAGGUAGUGAUGGUACUGCUGGAUCAGGUAAUGGAGGAGGAGGUGGAGCUGAGCUAAAGAGACAGAGGAGUCAGGCUCAAGUGGCUGAUCCAACAUGGCCACUUGACAAGCAACAUGCUGACUCCAUCAUUAACUUCUUAAUAAGACUAGCAUGUCAGGUUAAUGAUACACAGGUUCCUGGUAAUGCUACUUCACCUAAUCCUGCUGAACAGCUCUCAAAGAGAUGUGUCUCGCUGAUACGGACUGCCCUGAAGCCAGACCUAUGGCCUAGCAUUGAUGUGAAGCUUUCAUGGUUCGGCAAGCUACUAGAAACAAUAUCUCAAGUUGAUCCGUCAAAUGCUGCUGCCAGUAAUUCUACAUAUGUCAAUGUCUGUACUGCACUUGAAAUCCUGUUAUUCCUUAUUAACGUUUUGCCUCCUAAUGUGUUGCUGUCUGGUUUCAAGAGCCUCAAUAGAGGUCUUCAUUUCUGCAUGACAUCAAACAAUACUAAGGUUGUAAGGUAUUUGCACUCAUUCCUCUCACGACUCAUUAAGAUGUUCACCAGUGAAUUAGUGUCUGGACCAGGUCAUGAUGAAUUGGAUCAACUUUAUUCGAAUUUGCAGAGAACAGUCUUCGAAGGAUUGACAACUUAUGAGAAGGCCAGUACUUCAGCUAGUACCAAUCUUAACUGUACACUGAUGAUACUCAAAGCUUGCUGUGUUAAUGAUCCUACUUAUAUAGACAAGUUUUUGGUCCCUUUUGUUAAAGUAAUGCAGAAACUUCACAAAGAGCACCUGCUGUCCUCAAACUCAACUGCAGAGAUUCAAACUGUUUCAGAGCUCCUUCAGUUAAGUAUUGAUAUGUGCAAGUUAAGAGUCACUGCAAUGCCACAGGACUGCCGCAAGGCGUUCUUUAAUAUUCUAACGUCUCUCAUUGAGAAAUCAACCGAUAUUAAACUAUUGAAAUCAAUAGCUCGAACGGUUGAUGAUUGGGUCAAGAAUAGAUAUGAUUUACCGUCUCAUUCUGGUCCAAGUAUACGAGAGAAGUCUCUCCUCCUCUCUCGGAUGAUGAGUUUCUUUGAGAAAAGGUUCCCUGAUGACCUUGAGCUAAUGGCCAUGUUCCUUGAUACAGUUCUAUUUGUAUACAAAGAUGAUCAUUUAAGCUCAAAUGAAUUGACUGCUAAGUUAGAGCCGGCUUUCCUUUGCGGCCUCCGAUGUCCUCAAGUCUCCAUUAGAACCAAGUUCUUUGAGGUUUUUGAGAGAAGUGUCCAACAGCGACUCUAUGAUAGGCUGUUGUAUAUAAUGUGCUCACAGAAUUGGGAACAUUGUGGAGGACACUUCUGGAUCAAACAGUGCAUUGAGCUGAUAAUAUCAGUCGGUAAUUUAGAGAUGCCAUUAAAAGUGUCUCCAAUGUCUCCAGUGCUGCCUUGUAUAUCCUCAAUAUGUCCCACUACAACACCAUUGGUUCAUGAUGUAUCUGAACCACCAACCAUCACAUCACAGCUACCAGAGGAGUUAAUGGAAGGUGUGGAGGGAGAGGGAGGAGAAGGAGGAGGAGUUGGAGCCCUAGAGAAACUAACUAACAAACUUGUCUCCUUCUUAAGCGACUGCAAGAAUAUCCAGACUCAGCAGUUUGCAAUGCCUCUGGCUCAACUCUGUCAUGAAAGCACUUCUUUAGCUCAUCACGUGUGGAUUAAUCUGUUUCCUAAGAUUUGGUCUGCUUUACCUGAGCAACACAGACAAGCUCUCUCAGGUGAGGUGAGCCCAUUUCUAUGCAGUGCAGCUCAUCUCAUACAAAUGGACUGUCAUCCCAGUGCUAUUGGGACCUUCCUAGAGGCAGUUCUAUCUUGUAAACCAACCCCUCACAUCAGAUCAUGUCUACUGAAGUAUUUGGGUAAGAUCCACAACUAUUGGAACGGGUCUUUGAUACUGUUAGAGGACAGAGCUAAAGCUGAUGGCGAAUUAUCAAUGACACCUCGUGACCCUCCGCCCUACGAUGGGAACUAUAAUGACGAACUAUUAGACCCUUUCAAAAAUGAAACAAUGAAUGCCCUGUCAGAAUUGUAUGCUCUCCUUAAUGAAGAAGACAUGUGGACUGGACUAUGGACACUAAGAUCAAGAUUCCCAGAGACUAGAGUGGCGAUUGCUUACGAGUGUCAAGGAUUAUACUCGCAGGCCCAGGAGCAUUAUGAAAAGGCAAUGUCGAGAGCAAGAGAGCUACACAAUGUUGGGCCAGCUCCACCAUCAAUGAUACCAGAAUAUAAACUAUGGGAGGAGCACUGGUGCAAGUGCUCAAGGGAGUUGUGUAAAUGGGAUGUAUUGAAUGAUUUUGGUAAAGCACAUGGUGGGACCAAUCCUUUCUUAGUCCUUGAGAAUGCCUGGAGGGUGCAGGAUUGGUCUGCAAUGAGGGAAGCCUCCACUCAAGCUGAGCCUAUCUGCUCUGAGAGCUACAGUGCCAGACUCAACCUCUUGAGAGGGUUCCUUGCACUCUGCUAUCCUGACGAGCAAAGACUCAAUGCUGUUGAGAAGUUGGUAGAAGCUGCUAGUAUUCAGAGUGUGAAGCAGUGGAGGAGACUCCCACACAUUGUCUCCAAUUCCCAUAUACCACUCCUUCAGCUCUCACAGCAGAUCAUUGAGCUGCAGGAAGCUACACAGAUACACAGUGGACUCCAAUCCGGAUCACUUAGUCGACAAUCAUUCCUCAACGAAGUCAAAACAAUAUUCAAAACAUGGAAGAAUCGACUGCCUAAUCAUUUUGAUGACCUCAGCUACUGGAGUGACAUAUUCUUGUGGAGAGAGCAACACUUUAGGAGCAUCAUCAAAGCUUAUGAUGGAACCUCUCACGGAGAACAAAGUAAUCAAGCUAUGCUUGCGGUGCAUCAUUUAGCUGGUGGUAUAACACAGUUUUCUAGCAUUGCUAGGAAACAGAAACUCAUCACUGUUAGUCUGGACUCGCUUAGCAGGAUUCACAACAUACCCAGUGUGCCUGUGGUUGACUUAUUUCAGAAGAUAAGGCAACAAGUUAAAUGUUAUUUAAUGACUGCCAGCACAAUGGAGCCUUCUGAAAUACAAGAGGCAUUUGAUUUUAUUGAGUCAACAAACUUGAAGUAUUUCUCUAAAGAAAUGGUAUCUGAGUUCCUAGCACUUAAGGGAACCUUCUUAAUACAGUAUGGAAAAUCAGAGGAGGCUAAUAAAUGUUUCAGUGCUGCAGUACAGCUUCAUGAUGGCUUGUACAAGGCUUGGGCUCUCUGGGGGGAUUUCCUUGACCAGCUGUUUGCUGUUGAUAAGAACAUUACAUUGGCAGUUUCAGCUCUCACUUGCUUCCUGCAUGCUUGCCGUCAUCAGAGUGAACCUAAGAGCAGGAAGUACCUAGCAAGAACUAUUUGGAUACUCAGCUAUGAUGAUGAGAAGAGGACACUAGCUGAAGCAUUGGACAAGUAUUAUAUGGGCAUACCCCCUAUGCACUGGCUACCAUGGAUACCACAGCUUUUGACGUGUUUAGUUCGUAAUGAAGGCUCUCACAUUCUCAAUCUGCUCUGCUCUGUUGGUAAAGCUUAUCCUCAAGCUAUAUACUUCCCCAUCAGGACACUCUAUCUAACACUGAAGAUAGAACAAAAAGAAAAAUUCAAAGCUGAAGUCCACUCCUCUCACCCUCCUCCUCCUUUCCUUCGCUCUACCUCUCAGCCCGGUACUCCUAAUCCUCCAUCAGCUUCGGACGGGGUAGAGCCCAUGCAAGUUGACUCCGCCCAUUCAUUGGGUAAACCUCCCGACUCUCAAGUUCCUCCUCAGACUCCGACAGAGUCUGAGGCUAAACAACCGAAACCUCCGUCCACUCCAGGAGCAACUGUACCACCUCUUCCUUCCGGAGAUUCUUCGAUGCCGUCAGAAAGUGCUCCUUUCAGAGCUCCUGCUUCUUUGUGGAGAUGCAGUCGUAUCAUGCACUUACUGAGGGAUCUUCAUCCAACCUUGUUAUCAGCACUUGAAGGGAUUGUGGAUCAAUUAAUCUGGUUUAGGGAGAGUUGGUAUGAGGAUUUACUCAGACAGUUGAAUGAAGGAUUGGUUGCUUGCUAUGAAGAAGCAUUUGAGAACAGAGGAGACAUUGCUAGUGUUCGUAUUAAGCCGGAAAUGUUCCAAUACGUUCAAAAGCUAGUCAGCUCAUUUGGGAUAACAGCAGAGCAGAGUAACAUGACGCCAGGAGCUGCUGGCACUGGAAACAACUCAUCACAAGAGGCACUCACUAAGAGAGCUCAGGCAGCUGCACAGGAUCCCGCCUUUCAGAGGCUCAAGAAUCAAUUUGAUACUGAUUUUGAUUUUAGCUCUCCUGGCCCAAAGAGAUUAAGUGUCCUGAUAACAAAGCUUAAGAGAUGGAUUAAAAUACUUGAGCUUAAGACCAAAUCAUUGCAAAAAUCUUUCUUACUUGAAGACAGAUGUCGUUUCUUGAGUAACUUCUCUCUCAACACUGCUGAUGUAGAAAUGCCUGGAGAACACCUUGAGCUACAAACAAUGCCCUAUUAUGUGAAGAUAGCAAGGUUUAUGCCACGAGUUGAGAUAGUACAAAAGCACAAUACCACUGUUAGGAGACUCUAUAUACAAGGAGACAAUGGAAAGAUUUAUCCUUAUCUUGUAUUGAAUGAUGUACAAGCAAGCAAGAACAGAAGAGAGGAGAGAGUACUUCAGCUGUUCAGACUAUUGAAUUAUAGUCUAAAGAAGGAGAAGGAAACUUGCAAAAGACAUUUGCAGUUCAGUGUCCCAAAGGUUGUAGCUCUUUCUCCUCAGAUGAGGCUCCUUGAGGAUGAUGUAUCAAUACUCUCACUCAGUGACAUCUUUAAACAAUAUUGUAAUAGUCAAAAUCAAGACUGGGACAUAUUGAUUACUCUGUACUAUGAGAGGCUGGCUGCACUACAAACUCGUGGGGAAAAGAUAAAUCUCACUACAAUAAAAAACAUGUUCAGUCAGAUACAAAUGGCUCAUGCUCCUACUAGUAUAAUUAGGGACUGGGCAGAGAAGAGUUGUGCAUCACUUACCGACUUCUGGACUCUGAGGAAGCAGAUUACUAGACAGUUGGCUCUUGUUGGUCUGGCAGAGUUUGUGUUUCACUUGUCUCGUCUUGAUCUGGAGAUGUUUCAAAUAUCGCGUAGUUCAGGCUGCCUGACUCAAACAUUUUAUAAAUUUGAGAUCAACAAUGAAGGUGCACUAGAUGCAAAUCGUGCUGUUCCAUUCAGGCUAACACCAAACAUUCAGUCCUUCUUGUCUCCCAUUGGUAUAAGUGGCCCGCUAUACAUGAGCAUGGUGGCAGUGGCAAGGGUACUGGUUCAACCACAGUACAGCAUUGAGAGCAUACUCCUGGCACUAUUCAGAGACGAAUUUAUUGCAUGGAGUAAAAGGAAGCAAGAAGAAGCAGAAGGACAUUUUGUUAGUUUGGCUGAUGUGAGCAGUGAGAUGGUCACUCCGUUUGUCAAUGAUGCUGUUGAUAUUACAUUGACAAGACUAUUUAAUUUGGCUGAUUUUGAAACUGGGAAGUCACAGGUCUCAACUCUCAUCUCUGCAGCUUCUAAUUUAGACAAUAUCUGUCGCAUGGAUCCUGCCUGGAACCCAUGGCUAUAAGAAACAUUACUCAAUUUAAUUCCUACACUGACAUUCAUGCAACCAUCUAUUUUCAUUUGUCCUUAUUACAUUGCCACACACAACAAAAACAGAUAAAAUAAUUUUGAUGCAAAUCUAGAUUUAUGUUCAAUCUUAUUUUUUGAGUGC
Molecule: messenger RNA, 11760 nt
Organism: Amphimedon queenslandica
Lineage: Eukaryota; Metazoa; Porifera; Demospongiae; Haplosclerida; Niphatidae
Product: transformation/transcription domain-associated protein
Exons: 103
Coding region: 61-11613 (3850 amino acids)
Biological process (GO): DNA repair; regulation of DNA-templated transcription
Cellular component (GO): nucleus; NuA4 histone acetyltransferase complex; SAGA complex
Molecular function (GO): protein binding
Source: RefSeq, a predicted model, not a curated record